AAAGACUGCUUUUAAGAUGGAAACCUGAAAGAGGAAAAGAAAAAAAAAACUGGGAAAAGUUGCUUAGGUAAAAGUAUAAGGAGGUGUAUAUGUGGGUGUCACCUGAACUGUUUUUUGAUUAGAGUGAGAGAUUCCUUGAAACUAGCAGUGUAGUGAAAUUUUAAUUACUAAAUCUUGGGAUUUUCAAGCCUCCUUUUUUAUUCCUUUUAAAUUUAUCAUUAUGGAGUCGGAAAAUCCCCAUCACCAACACCACCAGCUUCAAGACCAGCUUGCUAGGCCAUCUUCUUCUUUACAUAUCUCUCCCUGUUAUGGAGUUUCAAGCUCCCAUGCUUGGACCCCAACAGCCCCAAGUAUUGCUUUCAACUUGAGUGAGUUCAAUCCAAAUUAUAAUGAGGAUAUGUUGCACUCAAGGCCGAAAAAUGACAUUUUAGCAUCUCCUCAAAACAGUUCCAUGAUCCGAGACUGGGCUAACAGCUCCUCAAGCGUCGGAGAUUCUCGUCAGCUGCCUCAAGCAAACUACUUGAAGAAUAACGAGCAAAUGGAUUUGAAUGAUCUCAGCGAGAAACAGUUGUUCAAGACAAUAUCUUCUGGUUUCCCAAUGUCUUCUGCACAACCAGAAUUUUACUCGAGUACCCAGAAUUGUUCUAUCCCUAGGAAUAGUUUUUCACCAAGUAGUGGGAGUUUCAGCCAGAUUUAUCCUAGUAUAAAUGUUUCAAGUUUGAACCAAGUUUCUUCUCCCCGGAAUAUACCAAGCUCCUUUGACAUGAAUAUGGAGGCCUUGGAUCCCUUAAAUCCUCCGAGAUUUAGAAGAAGCAGUAGAUUUAGCUACCCUUCGGAAGAUCAUCAUGACAGUCUUGGUAUACACAAAGAGAUCAGCCCUUCUUUUGGUCUCCAUCACCACCAUAAUUUGCAGCAGUCAAAUCAAAUGCCAGAAGCUUAUUCCCCUAGUCAAAUGUCACCCUUCCCCACAGAAAUAACAGAGGCAAAGAGACCCGGCAUUUUAUCGGAAGCAAAGGCAACUGCAGCAACAGCAGUGAAGAAAAUUCGUUUGGAGUCACGCGCCUCCUGCCCUCCAUUUAAGGUUAGUAAAGAGAAACUUAGGGACAGAAUUGCAGCUCUACAACAAUUGGUUGCUCCCUUUGGCAAGACAGAUACAGCGUCCGUACUAAUGGAGGCUAUUGGAUACAUCAAAUUCCUUCAAAAUCAAGUUGAGACAUUAAGCGUUCCGUAUGUGAAGUCAUCUCGUAAUAAAACAUCCAGGUCCAAACAAGGGGGUUCAACGAUGGAGGAUGAAGAUGAAGAAGAAGAAGAAGGACAGCCUGAUCUCAAAACUCGAGGUCUAUGUCUAGUGCCAUUGUCAUGCAUGUCUUACGUGACUAACGACAGUGGUGGCUGUAUUUGGCCGCUGCAGCCGCAUGACUUCACCGUCUGAACUGGAGAACGACUGCCUCUGGUUAGUUUGGAAUUGGAAGCGAGAAGAGAUAUUAAAAGUCUUGGGACAUAUAUAUUAUGAAAAAAAAAACACUGAUCAUCUUAUUAGCCCUUAAGUGGGCUAGGAGAAUAAUAAGUGCUAGCCUUGGUUUCCAUGGAACAAAUUUGGUCAUCUUGUUUAAAUUACAAAAGCUUACAAG
Hibiscus syriacus is the source of this 1631-nucleotide messenger RNA. Its product is annotated as transcription factor bHLH110-like. Gene Ontology annotation, cellular component: nucleus. The transcript is spliced from 7 exons. Bases 221 to 1432 code for a protein of 403 amino acids. The record is from RefSeq and is a predicted model, not a curated record. Gene Ontology annotation, molecular function: DNA-binding transcription factor activity, RNA polymerase II-specific; protein dimerization activity; RNA polymerase II cis-regulatory region sequence-specific DNA binding. Gene Ontology annotation, biological process: regulation of transcription by RNA polymerase II. NCBI's taxonomy places the organism in Eukaryota, Viridiplantae, Streptophyta, Magnoliopsida, Malvales, Malvaceae.